CGUUUUGAAUAGCGUUCAGUCAUUCGCACUCGUUCAAUCCGCGAACGCAUAACAAUACAAAUAUACAUACGAGCAAUAACCGCAGUCACAAUUAUAGGUGAUAUUGUAUUGCCCGCGGAUUUUGUUUUUUUCGACUCGCGUUCAAAAUCAAUAAUGGGUAAGUACCUACACGCACAAAUUAAUAUUCUAAACGCCGUUUCGGUAACUAUAUAACGGACAUAUUCGAAAUAUUUACAGCUACGACAAUUAUUGUAUGUAUCCGACGGUUAUUUUGUUUCGACGAAAAUUUUUCCCGCACCCGUUGUUGCGUCGCGUACGACAUUUAGGGCGACCUCGGUGUAAUGCCGGUGUACAAAUUCAAAUUUUAAUAUUUCCAACUUUGCGCGCGCGAUAUAAACGAAAAUAUGUCGAUCGAAAUCGGUUUUCUUGUAUCGUAAAAUUGUCUCACGAAUACAAAAUAAAUCCGUUCACGGUCAACGUUAGACAUAUAGGUAAACUAUCAUAGAAAAAUACUUUGAUAGCGGUUAUCUGAUCUGGUGACGAUUUUCGAAAUCGGUAGUAAUUUCGAACGAAACGCGUAAAAAAGCUUACGCAGUUUUUUUUUUUUUUAUGGGUGCCCUUUUUUCUUUUUCUGUCUGUAAGCAACUUUUUAAUCAGAAAUGUUAUUCCGAUUUUCAAGCGUAAAGUCUUUUCUGAUUGUAUAUGCAGUUGGGAGGUUCUUUUUUUAAUUUUUUAACAAUCGUAGAAAACGUAGAAAUACGAAAAAAAUGUAAACGGUUUCGUUAUUUUCGAUUUUGUUUGUAAUUCGAUUAAAAAUAAUGUUGAUAUGAUUUUUUUUUUUUAAUCCUCAAACUAAUUUUUAUCUAGACGUGGCAUAAUUUUUAAAAUAUUCUGUCGAUUUUUGUUUAUAGGCAUUUGACCUUUGUCGAUUUUAGAUUCUGAGCGAAACGAGGAAUGUCUAUAGGCAUUAGUUUUACAAUGAUGUUUAUAUUUUUUUCUGUGGACAACUUUUCUACCAGCAAUAAUUUGCUCCAAUUUUCAAAGCGAUUUUCAUAAUAAUCGUAAAAAACCGGGAAAAGACGUGAAAAAAAAUGGGACAACUUACGAAAAUAAUACUUUGAUUAUUUUCAAUUUUGUUUUUUUUAUUGUAAUUUAUUGAAAGAUAUUCGUAAAGACUUGACAUUAAUUUGAAAAUUUGAAAAUUUAAAUUUUUUUAUAAAAAUUUUAAUAUCGAAUUUUGAUGAAAUCAUAAAUAAAGUGGCUUUUUAAACGUGUAUAACCGAACUCCGCUCAGAAUUGGGUUUCGUUACCAAAUAUUAAUCGUUGCGUACAGAUAAUCAUUAAAUUCCCUUCUAUAUCCUACCUUUUCAACUUCUCACAUACAAUAGUGGCCCAUUGUGUGAAGUAUGUCCGUCCUUUUUUCUUAGUUUUAUCUUCUGUGGAUAAAAUUGUUUUGAAUGAGCAGAAACGAUAGAAAAUUUAACACGAGAUUUGCUACAAGUUUUUUUCACACGAGCAUUUAUGAUUCUUUAACAAUUUUUUCGAGCAGUAUACAACUAUAAUAUUUGUAUAGUACAAAGUUAGUACAGUUUAAUCGCAAAACGUUUUCUACGAAUUUUACUUUCGUGUACAUAUGUUAUUAUUUUCAAUAUUCAAAUGACCUUACAUAUUUUAUUAAUGUAUCAUCCGCAUACGAGUAAAACCUGGAUGAAUUAUUAUCAUAUUUUGCGCAAUGGUUACUGGGCAUUUUAAAAUAAUAAUUCUAAAAAAAAAAAAAGAGCUGAUACUAGAAACGGGUACGGCCACUGUUAUAGGUAAGGAGUUGAAAAGGUGGGAUACAAUAUGCUAUUUAAUUUAUAGCUUUAACCAAAGAUAAACCAUUACUAACGAAAAAUAAUUCGGAUCGAAGUUCGAUUAUAAAUGUUUUGAAUGGCCAUAAUAUUUACGGUUUUCGUGAAAAUGUAAUAUUAAAAUCCUCAUAAAACAAUUAAAAAAACAAUACCACGUUACAAUCAAUUUUUUUUUUUUAUCACAAAUUACGACUUACAAUAAUCCUCCUGUCAUAUUUUCAAGAAUUUCUGUUAAGUCUAAUAGUUUUAUUCACAGAGUACCUACGAUAUAAAAAUGACGUAAAAAACUUAGUAAGUUAAAAUGUCUAUAUAUAGCACGAAAAAAGCUCAAAUGUUUUGAAUAUUUUACUUCGCCUAGAAAAAAAAAUUUUCAAGUCUCUAAGAAUAUUUUAAACUGAAUUACUUAAAAAUUUGUUAUAUAUAUAAAAUAAUUAUUUUCGUAAAUUUUCCCUUUCGUUCUACGUAUUUUCCGGUUUUUUUUUCAGUUAUUACAAAAAUUACCAAGAAAAAUAAAAGCCGAAUCACUUACAUGUAAACUAGAUUAAAACCUAUGUCUUGUUUUAUUUUUAAUAUUUAUGGUAGAAAACAUGAACUGUACAAAAUUUAAAUAAUGAAAUUGUACCGUAAUUUGAAAAAAUCGAAUUUUUUGUUUUUUUUUAGUUUUUCCCAAUUAUUAUGAAAACUAGUUUAGAUCUCAGAAAAUGAUUUAUUAUUAUUACGAAAACUACUUUGAAAAUCGAAAGCGAAAUUCUUUUUCAGUGGCUAUGUACUAAAAGGAACGAAAUCGAUCAUCCUAUCAUGUUUCGAUGGGAACAAUAUUUCUGGUAGAAAACAUAGUUUGAAAAAAUUAAAAACAAUGAAAUGAGAAACGCUGUGACGUGUCGUAAAUAUUUUACCUGUAAUUUUCUUUCGGGUUGGAAAACGCAGAAAAGACGGUCACAAUUUUCGUUAUUUUCGAUUUUAGUUUUUUUUUUUUUUUUUUUGUCAAUUGGUUAAAAAUCAUGAUAGUGAGCUGAAAUGAUUAUAAAAUACUUAUAUAAACCUUUUCUAGACGCGGUCAAAUGUUAAAGGUAUUUUGGCUUUCCUUGUGCUCUUUUUUUUAUAUGUGUUUUAAGUUAAAAUUUUAACGAAAAUCCUAAAAAAUUACUAUAUUUCGAAACAUCGAUAUUCGGACUUCGCUCAGGAUCGGUUUUUGUUAACAAUAGAUUACCGAUGAUUACAGGUAUAAAUUAAAUAAUAUUAUGUAUAAUAAUUUCUCAACUUAUAAUUCACAACAAACAAUGACGCACCCAUCUGCAUAAUCAUCUCUUGUUUUAUUAUCUAUAGGUUAUAUAUUAUACCUAAUUAGCUACCUAAUUAACUAAAAAUCACAUGUUCAUUAUUGAGUUGUGGUUCGUUUUUUAUUAUGCAAUCUUUAAACAGGAUAUUCUUGGAUGGUAUUACUAAGAAAAACUGCGAAAUUGCCGACAUUUGUAAAAUAUAAUUUAAUUUUAUCAAAUGUUGUUUAUUUCCUAACGAAGAAAAAUAAAUAAGUGCAUAGCAAACUAAACAAUUUAAUCACAAUAAUACGCGCAUUUAAUUAAUAAAAUCAAUAAAUAAAACUAAUGAGUACUGACAGAUAAUAUACUGUAGUAACAUGAUAAAAAACGCAAUAAUAAAAAAAAUUGUAAUAAAAAGUAAUUUAAUUAUAUAAAAAGACAGACAUACUUUGUACAAUGGGUGGGUCUGUUGUAGGUGAGACAUUGGGAAGGAAGGAUUUAGAUGGGAAUUGAAUGUACAUCUAUACGCAGAGAUUAAUCUUGACGAAAAACGAUUCCGAGUGGAGUUCGGUUAUUUAUGUUUUAAAAGGCCGUAAUAUUUACGAUUUUCAAAUAUUAUAUUUCGUACAUUUUCCCGCUUUUUCUAUGAUUUUUUUUCCCGGGUUUUCUCAUUAAUUGAGAAAACUUCUGGGAAAAUCAAAAAAUAACCUCUUUAAAGCAGAAAAAUUUUCUUUUAAAUUGCUACAGCUGAAACUUAGGAACAAGAUUUCUGGUUGAUUGUUUGUACACAGUACAAAAAAUAAAUAUAUAAAUAAACAUCAUUGUAAAACCAAUACAUUCCUCACUCCUUCUAUGUUAGAAUGAAAGAAAAGACGUUUAGUAAAAAAAAUAAUAAACAAUUUCUUUAUUUGUUUCUCUUUAUUUAUUUCAGGGCUUCUAACUGAAAUUAUUUUUUGUGACUAACGAUUUUAGUUCGUCUAUUUUUUUCGAUUUAAAAAAACCGUUUAACAUUGAUCUUACAAUUUAUGUUUAUUCAAGACAGGUUUUUUAAUUAUUGAAACUGGCUAAUUCUGUUAUUUUAAAACAAUACUAUCGUAUAUAAUAAAUAUCAUGUAAGCACUAAUUAUAGUAUAUAAUAUUUAUCUACUAUUACUAUAAGAGAAAAAUCAUUAAACUAAUUAUGAUUUAUUUUAUUUUAAAAGUUUAAAGUUUAAAUUUGAACAUUUUAAACAACGAGCACAACGAAAAAUAAUCGCGUAGUUGACACAGUUGGCGUUAACUGCCUUAUUUCAACAUUCAAAAUUAAUAUGAAAUAGUAAAUAUAUUACGUGGUAAAUAACAUUAAUAAUGAUUAAAUUAUAAGGACGAAUGAACGUUCUUCUCAAAAAAAUUGUGGUAUAAAUAGGUAUUCUGUAGAAAUUUCAAGUUUUUAUGAUUAUCUUUAAUCGAAUUACAACAAAACCGAAAGUAAUGCAAUUGUUAAUGAUAUCAACACUAACUAGACAAAAUGUUAAUUAAGAAAAGAUGCAACUCAUGAUAUUUAGAACAAGAUUUUUGGUAGAAAAAUUAAAUUGAAAAAUGAAAAAACAAUAAAAUAAUGAAACUUUUAUUGCCAUAAAUUUGAAUAAAACUUCGAAAAUCAAAAAAUUACCACAACAAAUAUGGUCCAAAAAAAAAAAAACAAAAAAACCUUUGAUUGGAAAGAGAUUUCUGAUAGAGAAAUCGUUUACAGACACAUAAAUAAAACAUAAUAUACUCAUAUAAUACUAAUAGGAUGAACCAAUUUAAAUAAUAUAUUUCCAUUUGUAUUAAUCAACACUUAUAAUAUUUGUCAUUUUCCCCUUAUCUCUAACAGCUUAGCUAUCCAAGAGUUUUGCCUGUCAACAUAACUUUAUUCCCUCACCUAUCGUUUUUCCAAUCAAUAUUUCAUAUUUUCUCUCUGGGUUUUCUUUAAUUCCUUCUGACCAACGCUUUUUGGGUCUCACCCUCGGAGUUUUACCUAUUGGUCAUUAUUUUACGUAAUCACUCUGAUUUAUCGUCUUCAUAUCAACAAUAUAAAAUUCUAUUCUAUAUAGGCUAUCAAGAACACGUCGAAGGAAAAGGAAUUUCGUCGUUCACAAUUAGUCAAAAUGGAAAGUACGUAAAUCACAUAUAUUAUUAUUAUGAAUUGCUAUUGGUUAUUAUAUUCUAUUAAUUAAUUUAGUAUAACAAAAUUAAUGUAUUAAUAUUUGAUAAUGUCAUUUUUAUUUCGAGUAUAACUAAUUUAAAAUGUACAAUCAAUCGGUCCAAAAUGUUCAAAUUAAUAUUUACAUAAUUUUCUACAUAUUUUAUACUAAGGAAUAAAAAACAAUUGAUUUAAAAACUAUUACAACCAUUUCAUUAAUUAGAAAUUAGAAUAUUUAUGUUGUGUAUUUAAAAAUAAAAAAAUAAAAUUAAUAAUACUAAUAAUCAUAUUGUGUUUUUUUUAGUGCCGUUUACAAAAAGAACUAUAACAAAACGAAAUUAUGUUUAACCGUACUCACAGUUCUUGUCUUCUGUCUCUCAACGUUUUACAUCUAUUAUUCUUGUAAGUCAUCGUGCGAAAAUACAAUUAAAAAAUAUUUGGUUGACAGACGGCCUUGCCGUUUUUCUGAAUGCCCAAUAAUUUAUUAUUCAAAAUACAUAGGUAGUAUAUACAUACAUAUGUCUAAUUUUUUUUUACAAACAAGUGAUGAUUUUACUAAAAAAGUAAAAAUAUAUACAGCUGUUUUAUAGUACCUACACAUGGAGAUUUAUUUAUUGUGAAUCGUCGAUUUUAUCGGAUAAUCGUAAGUCAAUUUGAUAUCCGAUAUUUGUUUUUAAUCAAUGGAAUUAUUCAAGCAUUUUUUUUUUUAACACUAUUUUGAAUUAUGUAGGUACUUCUACUAUUUAUACUUUAAAUGAGUAUACACUUUGGAUCUUUUAGUAUCAACUCCUAUUCUGUUUAAUCACACAUUGAAGUGGACAAUUUACAUUUAAAAAUCGUAAUAACACUUUUAUGUUAAAUUUACUGUUAUGGGUUACACCUAAUAGCUUAAAAUUAAUUCCAAUAUUUAAUCUACUAUGACUUUCAUUUACUUGCUGUCCCGCACAGCUUUGCCUGUCUCAGUAUUCAAGAAAGAAAAAGAGUAAAAAAAAUAAAAACGGUUUUUUUCCGCGACUCUAUUUCCAUUCCCGUCCCUAUCACUGCAAACAACCGUUGUUGUCCACAAGUUUUUAGAAAUGCAUUUUCUUUAAUUUCCUAGUCAUUCUUUAGAGUAUGAAUUUUGAACAAAUCUUUUUUUAAUGGCUGUCUCCCUCCUCCCUCUCCUACUCUCCUAUUUGUGCUUAUCAGGCAAACUCUCUCCGAGUAUCAAGGAAAAUUUGAAGCCAAUGGUUAUGUAUUUUUUGAGUCUAUAUAUCACGAACGAACGAACAUUCAUUUCUAUGUAUUAUUUACAUAUACUAUAUAUGUCUAGCUCGGCUUUCUCCGCGCAAUAAAACAAUUUCUUUCCAUGGCUACCGAACAGGUAAUGGAUAUGGGCGACGGUAAUUUUCGGCGUACUUAAAUAUCGGCAUAGAACCAAGUAUUGACAGAGUUUAAGCGUACUUGCCGAUUACGUUAAUCAAAAAACUAUAUAGAACAAAAGUUAUAGACAAUUUAAUUUACUAUAAAUAAUGUCAGAAAUUUAUUUUUGUAAGAAAUGAUAACAACGAGAUAGCAGUCAAUCAAUUAAAAAAAACUGUGGUUACUUGUACAGAACCAUAUAUUUGAUCUUUGAGGGCUGGGGGGCACGGGUUAAACUUAAUCUAUCGAUAUGAAAUUUUGUAUACUUCAUUUAUAUACAUAUUUGAACCAAUUUAGGGGGUAAGACUGAAAAAAAUCCAAUAUCAAAAAAUCACAUAUAUGACGAAGGGCCACCCUAAUGUAUAUAUAUAUAUAUAUAGAUGUAAAGGAUAAAAAUUAUUACUGUGAAUUAUCCUUAGAAGAUAGACAUAACCCAACCCGGACUUUUCUGUUGGUAUUUCUAAGAUAUACGAUUCUAAAUAUAUUAUUUUGAUGUAUCUUAUGAGGCUUGGUGAGCAAUGUAAGCGCCCAAAAAUAUUAUUAAAAGUGUAUCCUUGUUAAUGUUAAAAAUAUUAAGGUAGGUGUAAAGAGGUGGACAUACUUUGCACGAUUGGUGGGCCACUGUUAUAGGUGAAAAGUUUCAGAGAGGUAGGAUAUAGAAGAUAAUUUAAUGUAUAUUUGUAGGUACACGUCGAUUGAUAAUUGCUACCGAAAAACAAUUCUGAACGAAAUUCGGUAAUACAUGUUUUAAAAGGUUGUAAUAUUUACGAUCUUCGUUGAAAUCCGAUAUUAAAAUUCUUAUACAGAAAAAAAAAAUUCUAUACUAAACUCAACCAUUGCUUGUUGACCGCUAAGUACUAAUAACUAAUAAUAAACCUCUUGUUAAAUUUUCAAGCAUUUCUGUUCGGUCAAACAAUUUUAUCCACAGAGUAUCUACCGAAUAAAAAUUAGAUAAAAAGCUCGCAAAAUUAAAUUUGUAAAUUAGAAAUUUUUAUCACUUUUAUAAAAGCAAACAUAAAUUUUUUUUCUGAAAUUCAAAUCUCUGCGAACAUUUUUAUCUGAAUUACAAUAAGAAAACAAAAUUGAAAAUAAAACAUUUCAUAAGUUUUCCCGUUCUUCUAAAGUUGUUUCAUUCUUAGCCUUCUUUAAAGUAUCAACUAGAUAACAUUUUCUUUCAUAAAAGGUGCUGCACUUGAAAAUGAGAACAAGAUUUCUGGUAGACAUUUUGUAUACAGUAUAAAAGAAUAUAAAUAAAAAAUUAACAUCAUUGUAAAACCAACUCGCUUCACUCAGAAUCUAAAACUUCAAAAUUAUUUUAAUAUAAAACUUGACGAUUCCAUGGUUAAAAAAAUCAAUGAUUAAAAAAACCGAAAUCAAAUUUACCUAAAGUCCUCCGAUGAAAUUGCUUGUUUGUGAAAAAUGAUUCAUGCUUUGUGCGUUCACCAAAUAUUUACUGUUGAUAAUAAUAUUUAUAGUAAAAAUGAAUUUUAUAAAAUAUUUGUAAUAAAAAUGGUACAAAAACGGGUUGUUUUAGAUACCGCGAUAGAGAUCUGCAAAACGAAACCGUGUUUACAGUCUAGUAAGUAUUGUUACUAUUAUUUAUAAAAAACAAUAUAUUGUUGUAUUUUUAUUUGUAUAGAAUGUAUACAUUUAAAAAUUUUGUAUAAAACAUUUAUUUUUAUUUUUAGCCGUAACGUUAAUGAACUGCAUGAACAAAACUGUCGACCCGUGCGAAGAUUUUUACGAAUUCGCUUGUGGUAUGUUCGAAACGAAUUACCCGUCUUAUACAACCUCGGACAACAGUUGGACUGAUAUAAUUAUGUCGAAAGUAAACUACAAAGUAAAAAGUAAGUGUAACCAUAACGAUCGUGACUUAUAAAUCAGUUUUCAAAUUAUUUCCAUUACUAUUAUUACUAUUUUUUUUUUCAUUUACUCCCCGUUAUAGAAUUUCUUUCUCGAAAUAACGGAGCAGACGAACCCGAGGCCGUUCAUAAAACCAGAAAGUUUUACACCGCCUGUUUAAAUUUCACCGAAGGUAUUGAACGUUUUUCGAUAUUUAAAGAUUACGUUGUGUUUAAAACUUGCAUAUAUUUCUUUAUUUUUAUGUUAUACAGGUUUGAUCAGUGACGAUAGUAAUUAUUAUAGUCCAUUAUGGAGACUUUGGGAAGAACUGGGUCUAGACGAAAACUAUUUAAACGAUACGGUCGCACUGGAUUUGGAAAUCAUUUCUUCGAAAUUCCGAAAAUAUAUUGAUUCGAAUAUAUACUUCGGUAUUUCAACCAUUGAAGAUCCUAGAAAUUCUUCGUCACAUGCGCUUUUGAGUAUUAGUACAUUUGAAGAAUCAUCGAAAUUUAAGCUAAAGUAACUUUAUAUCGAUACACGGAUCUAAUCUACCUAAACUUACUCAUAUGAAUAUUGAUAAUAAUAUUUCACACUUUUACUUGUAAUAUAUUCAGAAACGAUAAAAUGGAAACGAAUAAUGCUACAAUUAACGAGAACAUACCGAAAUUUAUCGAAUAUUUUCAAUUGAUGACCGACCAAUUAUUGAAUCGUAACCAAACGUGUCAAAAAAGGAUUUCUAACAGUCUUCUUUUAAACACGAGCAUGGAACUAAGCUAUUUCAAUUUUGAAUAUUCAAAAGUAAAGCCUUCGAUAAUUAUAUAUACUGAAAAUUAUUACUGCACACCAACACUUUGCAGAUCUGUUAUUAACAGACACGAAAUAAUAUUUUUAAAUUUUACAGCAUACAGGUCAAAAACCACAAUCGACUGUUCAAUAAUAAUAAUACAAAAUAUAGAUCUUAAAUAGAAAAUACGUUAACUUAUGUUCAUUAAUGUUCAUUACAAUACUAACAUUGUAGUAAUUUUAAUACUUUCAUAUACACCGUGAGGUUAUCGAUUUAUAUGCGACUAUAGUAGCAUCUCGCCGCUACUUCCCUACUUGGUAUUCCAUCUAGAGAUUCCACGACUCUCCCAGUCUUAUAUGAGAGUAACAAAGGGUUCUCUUUUCUUCUGGGUUCUUUUCCAUUACCACGCGUAAAAGAUGGAUUUUAAUUUAGCCAAUCGUAACCUGCCCAGUGUAAUCAGUAUAAUCUUCUCUGGACUGUAUCUAAUAAAUUUAGCAUUUCAAUACUUUAUAAUGAAAUAAUACAUUUAUAAUUUUCUAUUUGUUAUUUGAUUAAAAAUGUAGAAAUUAUAUUAGGUAAUUUACUUGCAGUAAAUAAUGUAUUUGCGAUUGAAUAAUCAAUCAAAUGUGUUUCCUUAAAUGAUAUGAAUACCGAAAAUUUGCUAAUUUUUAAUUUUUCCUAUACUUUAGCUUCGUCACGAUGCAUUUCAUACUGAAAUUGAUAUUGGUAAGAUAAUGACACUCCGAGAACUUCAAAAUUUAACCGAUGAAACACAGUUCAAGGUAAGCAAACGAAAAUCAUCUGCGAUUAAAAAACAAACUUGGACAAUUUUAAACUAAAAAUAAACUUUGUACAGUUUAAUUGGACAUUAUACCUGAGAGAGCUAUUUCGUGAAAAUGAGCCAAGAGUGUACGAGCAGUUGUUAGAAAAUUCGGACGAUUACGAGAUUAUAACGGACAAUAUAGUAUUCUUGCAAAAUGUAUUUUCGUUAUUAUCCAAAACUCCGACCAAAAUAAUUAGUAAUUAUUUAUUCAACGUGUAAACAUUAUCAUUAUUAAUACAUAACUUUUAUUUUUAUUUUUUUAGAAAUGUCAGUAUUAUCGAACGCAGUAAAUAAUUUGUUGAAAUUUCAGAUAGUUCCGGAGACUUGGUCACCUGAGUGAGUAAAAAAAAAAAACAACUUCAUUACAAAUUAUAAUAUAAUCAUCAAACAUUUAAUUACUAUGAUUUCUAUUGAAUUUACAAUAGAUAUUGUUUUUCAUUGACUACAGAACGUUUAGGAAUGGCGACCGGAUACGCUAUGGUCGAUACGUUGGACGAUUCUACGAAAGCCGCAGCAAGUAUACUUACGUUAAUAAAAUGCAACCGUAAAUAUUAAAUUCCGGAUAUAUUUUGUCCGUUGUCGAUAGUUAGCCGAAAUGAACGACAAUAUCAUAUGGGCUUUCCAUAAAAUGAUCAGCGAAUCGAGCUGGAUGGAUGAUGAGACGAAAAAUGCUACUCACCGAAAACUCGACUAUACGAAGACUUACUUUGGAUAUCCGAACAAUUACACGAACAUUCUAAAUGACUUAUAUAAAAACGUACGGGAAUUUAAAAUUUAAUUUGUCUGUGUUAUAUUUAUUAUGAUGUUAUUGAUUCGUAAUGCAUUUUUUAAUUCCUAUACAUAGUUAAAUAUCACGGAAAAUCACCUAGAAAAUUUGAUAUCAAUUACCAGGUUUCACUCAAAAAAAUUAUGGAAUAAUUUAGUACAGAAAAAAGAUGGGGAAAACAAAGAGUAAGAUGUGGUUUUUUUGUUAUACGAUUAAUUAAAUUAUAAAUUAAAAUAUAUAAUCGCAAAUUAUUUUUUUUACAUAUCCGUAUUAAAUUAUAAUUGUAUAGGUGGAAGAUGAAUCCGGACGAAGUAAACGCAUACAGUGACCCUUCAAUGAAUGCAUUUUGUAAGUCGUAUUAUGAAACCGUAGUGUAAUUAUGUUAUUUCCGAUCGAAUGCUAUAUAAUAUUAUAUUGCAGUCAUUUUUUUAGGGUCUACCGAGAGCUAUUGCUUGAAAAAAAAAAAUGACUUUUUUAUUUCUCUACCCAAUAUAUAAUAUUUUUCUGAGCUAAUUUCUCAAAAACGUUCACAGCAUCAGUUUCUUGUGUCCGAUUUCAAUGUAUUACAUUUAUAUAUUUAUUACCUUAUUCGAGUAAAUUAAUAUUGAAUGUUGUUGGUUUUCGCAGUCAUGCCGGCGGCAUUCUUACAAGCUCCGCUGUACCACAACGGUUUAGAGUGAGUAUAUAUUAUUAUACAGAAUGGAAUUCGAUAUGGAUUUCGGCAAUUUCAAACGUGAAAUACGAUUUUAUGUCCCGAACAGAGCGCUGAAUUAUGGUAUGACGGGCAGUACUAUUGGACACGAACUGUCGCACAAUUACGACAACACCGGGAGAUUGUUCAAUGAAUACGGCAACGUGCUUCAAUGGUGGACGAACAAAAGUUACGAGGAGUAUUCCAGGCGGGCCGGUUGCAUGAUAGACCACUAUAAUAAUAUAUUGGUGACAAUGCAUAACGAUACCGUAAUCAUCAUUUUUUGUUUUUACACCUUUUUAGGUUAAGCGUUAACCUUAAAUAUUAAAUAUACCGCAGUGUGCCACGAAGAUAAAUUAAUUUAACAUACAAUAUUGUGUGUACCUAAAAUGAGUGUAUUUUCGUUUUUUAUUAUUAUUAUUAUUUUUUUUUUUCGGAAAUAUUGCCAUCAAACAAAAAAGUUAGCUAUUUAACCCUCGAGGAGACGUGAUACCCGCAUGCGCCGUCUAGCUCCGUCUUAUAAACACCACGGUGACGCGGCCAGCAAGGGGGACAAUUGCGUGUUGUUCGUUUUAAUAUUAUUAGAGUAAAUUGAUCUAUAUACUAUAAAAGUUAAAAUGUAAGAACAUAGUCUACCGAAAUGUCUGUAUUUUCGACGUGGUUAAACGAAAUAUACGUAUUUUCAAUUUAUUAUAUUUUGGCCACUCGUAUCAUCUCGCUUAAAAAUUUAAAAAAAACGUAAACAAUGAAUGUACAAUGUAAAUAAACCGACCUACGAACCCCGCAGAAAAUGUCUUGAAGACACACGUGUUAUUUGUGUCAAUGAUUUUGUCAAACCCAUACAUUAGGCAUAGCUGCGAAAAUUCCGCAGUUUUAUAGACAACUAUAUUAUAAUGAACGCUUUGUAGGAUUAAGUCGGAAUUAUUGUUGAAUUGUACCUACAUGAAUAUAUUAUAGUUUAUUUACACCAAACACACUGUCGGUACGCCGCGUGUUGUUUUUUUUUUUUUUUACAAUUUCUUUGUAAUGUACGCGUACUUAUCUGUUGGCAGAUGUACGUAAACGGCAAUCAAACGCUGAACGAAAACAUAGCCGACGUUGUCGGGCUGAAAGAAUCGUAUUUCGCCUAUUUACGGUACGUGGAAAAACAUGGCCAGGAACCCAGAUUACCCGGAAUGGAAAAAUAUAAUUCGGAGCAAUUGUUUUUCCUGGGAUACGCCGUAGUGAGUAUAAUAUUAUUGCGUUGUGACAAUCACUGUACAAAUGUUCAGAGGACGCGAUUUUUUAACUAACGCCGUAAAUGUUACUAUAUCGUACAGUUUAAACGGUAAUAACACUCGUAUAGUUCAGCGAAAUCGUCGUAAUAAGUGGCGUGCACUGAGAGGGCGAUGGUUUAUCGCCCCCCCCCCCCCCGCACCAGUCAAUAUCGGUCUGAAAAUAUGCAACUGUUAUACGAGUAUUUUUAUUUAGCAAUUCGAUCUCGGCAUUUUAUACCUCGGUAGAAUUUUACAAGAGAAUGUUUGAUUUAUUGACUGAAAAAUGCCGGACCUGCCUUUUAAAUUGUCAUUUUUCAUUGUCGGAUUAGUCACCCAUGCCUACCUACAACACAAUAAUGAUUCAACGAUUUAUUCACGAUUAUUAUUCACUUUGUACAUAUAUACUCUCUCCCAUAUGAAAAUUCCCGGGUACGCCACUUGACGUCGCGUAUAUACGAGCUAAAAAUAACAUUAUAUUGUAUUAUCAUCGUUUUUUAAUCUACGCCUUGUUACAAGACGCAGAUCAAAAACCGAUAAUAUACGUCUUGCUGAUGUUAUUAUUUUUGCGCCCAUCAUCGUCGGUCACGUAAAAAAUAAUACCUAGGUACUAAAAUAUUUUUGUCUAAUAUUUUAGCAUACCUUUAUAAAUAUAAUGACUUUAUUUAAAAAUCGGUUCAUUAUAAUAAUAUUAAUAUUAUUAUUAUACAUAGUGACCUAUAGAAUUUAAUAUUACGGUGUAUAAUAAAAAGCCGAGAAAAUUCCUAUUUUUUUCGGAGUAUACCUAUAAUACGGGUAUUAAUAAUAUAAUAACCCGGCAUACAAUAUGCGUGUUAUAUUUUUUCAGUGGCUCUAAAAGAAAGUCGUUUAAACGAACAUUUCGUCGUUUAAUUUCAUUAUUGGAUUUUGAGCGCAGCGAGAUUGGUUUUAUAGGUUUCUUUUCUGUCGAUUAACAACAUUUAAAAUAUCGAUCCGAUAUUCAAGUGUAGCAUAUUUUCUUGAAGAAAAUUUUCCCCGUUUGGUGUACCGGACGAUCGUUUUUCGACGUUCCUUGUCGUUUUUCUAGUAAUUGGGAAACCCAGACAAACAUUUUUUUAUGAAAAUAUCGGUUUCAUUACUUUCGAUUUUGUUCUUAUGUUGUAAUUCUAUUAAAAAUGGUGGUAGUAGACAUGCAAUUUUCACAGAAUACUUAUACAAGCUUUUUAUAUACGUGCUAUUUGGCGAUAAAAAACGUGAUGUUUUUUAAGUUCAAAUGUCAACGACAAUCGUAAAAGCUACAGAGGUAUUUCGCUUAAUAUUUUCCAAUUUAUGUGAACAUACAAUAUUUUUAGCUUCAUAAAAAUGCUCCAAACCCGUUUUUCGUUUGAAAUUAUUUAUUUUUACAUACGUUUAUAAAUUAAAUUAUUAUAAUCUAAUUUAUUUGUUAUCUUCCUAAUCUUAACCGCCAACUUACAACUGUGGACCACACAUGGUGCGAAUUAUAUAGGGUAUUUCAAAAAAAAAAAAAAGUAAAAUAUCAAACUACUAUAUAACGUUUUGCAGUUUUAUUUAAACGGAAUAUAUUAUAUAGGUGACAUUAACAAAAUUAAAAAAGACCAAUAGAGUGGUCGGUAUCAUCAUUAAGGUAGUAAAAACAGAAAUCAAAUCUAAUUAACAAAUCGAUUCUAUUACAUAUUUCAACUAGAAAAGUUAAUAUUAUAAUUUUUUUCGUUCAUUAAUGUUAACAACUUGGUUAGUCCAAUUGUCAAGUUAACGAGUAAAAUGUGGAUUUAAUCCGUUUUUCGUUCUAAUUUACUAUAGCGAGAAAUAAUAUUAAAAUGUGGACCUAUAAAAUGUUUAUUGAAAAUUGUUAACGUUAUUAUUGUUGUAAUUAUUUUUUUUCUAUAUAACAUUCUGAAAUUCUGUUUGUUUGUACGUAGCAAUUCUGUCAGUAUGAUCAGAGCGGUUUUGAAUAUUACGAUGAAUCAAAUUUGCACAGUCCUAGUUCGGUUCGAGUACGAGGAGUUUUGUCGCUCACACAAGAAUUUGCGAACGCGUGGUCCUGUCCGUCCGGCACUCCAAUGAAUCCGAAAAAAGAGAAAUGCCAAAUUUGGUGACCGUGAACGAAAGAAAAUUUACUUUUCGAGUGAAUUAUAACAAUAUUAUAUUAUCGAAACGACAAUAGUUUAUAAUAAUAUGAAGACUAUCUAUAUGUGAUACUAUUAGAUCAAUUUUAUAUAGGUAUACGACACAAGUUCCUUUAUAUAAAUACCAAAUAUCGUUUUGUUAACUUUUUUUUUAUGUAUACAACAGUUGUAAAUAGAUUAUUGCGCUUAUUCAAAAUAAAAUGUCGUACAUGUUGGCCGUUUUAUUAUUAGUUAUUGCUUAUUGAUAUUAGCUAUUAAUAAUACGAGUAGUAAAAAAGUGUGGUUAAUUUCCAAUGCUUAAUACUGAAGCUAUACUGACGGACAUGAAAUCUUUGGACUUUUCAUGUUUAGUCGGGACGUUCAGAUAAGUGAAACACACCGAACGUUAAACAUUUUCAUCAUGAACAUUAUACUAUUUUAUUAAAACACUCUUAAAUAAAUGUUACAUUAGUAA
Molecule: messenger RNA, 15413 nt
Organism: Cinara cedri
Lineage: Eukaryota; Metazoa; Arthropoda; Insecta; Hemiptera; Aphididae
Source: the annotation of a GenBank genome assembly